GAUUUCUCCCCUUAUUUGCAAGUGUAUGAACCUUAACUUAUUAUUGGCACCUUACACAUCAAUCAGAGAUGCAUCUUCCAGGGACACUGUGCUUCUUUGUAACACUGUUUUCAUUGACACAGGUAAAAGAAGCUUCAGCAGGCUGUGACAUAACAUCAAUAUCAUCACCCACUGCAUCGUCUCUCCUUGUAAAAUGGAGCACUUUUCCUGGAGCGACAAACUAUGUUCUGGAUGUCAGGGCUGUGAAUUCAAGCAACACAGCACCUGUUUCUAUUCCACCACUCGCUUCGUCCACUUUGGAGAAACUGGUCCAAGGCUUAAGACCGGGACAAAUUUAUCAAGUGACUUUUAAAGUGUUUCUGUUGAGUUAUGUGACAUGCAUCAGCUCCCAGAUGGCACAGACAAUUCCCGCCACCUCGCAAAUAUCAUUUUCGAAAGCAAUAUCGAGCACCUCGAUCAGGUUUGAGUGGUCCAGUGCGCAAGGAGCCGAUAAAUACUUUUUGAUGGUGGAGGGAACUUUCCACAAUGAGACUCAUAACCUCACAUUAACCACGCUAAAUGGACAGGUAGACAACCUCCGCAACAAUACCGCAUACAACUGUUACGUUUAUUCCUCUAAUGCCGCAGGAAUCGGCGCCAAGAGUCUUGUUAAAACCAUCAGAACAUUGGUGCAGCCUCCAGAUGGCGUGAGUGUGAGGGAGUUAACUCAAAGUAUGGCUCGCGUAUCAUGGUUCAGCGUCCCAGGCGUCCUGCUCUACCAGGUUUCAGUCACGGCCAGUAAUAAGCUGGGACUUGCUCCUGUUCUUAGGAACGUCACCGGUACCGCUGUGAAUAUCUCAAGCCUGGAGCCAUGUUUAACAUACACAAUAGGGGUUGCAUCAAUCAACAUGUUCCUAGAACCAGGAGAGCCUACAAACAUCAACUACACAACUCCCACCAUUUCAACAGUUUCCUCCAUCUCUGUGGAGUACAGCUGCGUUACCGCUAUGGCAUCGGUUAGUUGGGUUGCAGUGUUUGGUGCCAUGUCGUACCGUGCAGUCAUAACAGAUGGCCAAGGCCGGUCGCUUAACUGCACAUCCACGGGCACAGCCUGCCAGAUCCCAAUGCUGCAUUGUGGAGAACUAUACUCUGUACGGAUUACAGCCAUUGCUAACUGUGAAAGCUCCUCCGAUGGCAGCUACAUCUUUGAGACAGCACCCUGCCCACCCAAAGCACCACAACUGUACCGUGAGUGUUCCAGUAAUGUCAUCUUGUUUUCGUGGAGUCCCACCAACAGCACGGCUUAUUACCACGCCCUGGCUAUUGACUCGGACGACCAUGUAACUAAUUGCGUCACUGUUGGCACCUCCUGUUACUUCACUGACACUGUCUGUGGCAAAAGCUACAGAUUCUACGUCAGCUCCAUCUACUCCGGAGGACUAGACUGCAACAGCGGAAACACAGAAGAAGUGGUGGUCAAAACAGCCCCAUGUUUGCCACAGAACGUCCACACAAAUACAAACUGUAAUAGCAUCAGCACUGCGGUCACUUCUUGGGACGGGCCUGAAGGAGCCCACACCUACACUGUGGAGGCCCGCGGUAAUCGUAGAGAUUUCUACAACUGUACGUCUCUAAACACGAGCUGCACACUAACAGAUCUGGAAUGUGGAGAGAGCCUGAGCGUGUGGAUUGUUGCGACUGACGGUGACUGUACUACUGAUCUUGUGCUGGGAGAGGUGGCAGAUACAGUUCCCUGCAUACCUCAGAAUGUGUCCGCUGUGGAGACUUGUAGUUCAGACACUGCCUCUUUCACGUGGCUCUCUAGCAACGGUGCCAUCUUCUACAUCGGAAUGGCGACACAUGCGGAUGGAACGGUUCACACCUGCACCGCCAUGGCGACAGAGUGCUCAUUCCAAAACCUGAAAUGCGGCGAGACGUAUGAUGCGUUUGUCAUAGCAACUAACCUGCAAUGCAACAGCUCUGAGAGUCAACAUGUCCUCCUACAGACAGCCCCAUGUGCUCCAGUCAGCGUGGCGGUCUCUAGAGACUGUACAGGGAAUCGUGCGACAGUGAGCUGGCAGAGCCUUCAGGCUGGGGGUCUGUACACAGCAGUACUGCAGGGUGAACAUGGAGUCACGGGUAACUGCAGCACCAGCUUUAACAACUGCACAGCAGACCUGCUCUGCGGAGUCAACUACAACGUCACAGUCUCAAGGAUUGAUGGUCACUGCAGGAGUCAGCCGUCCACACCCAUUCAGAUACAGUCAGCUCCCUGUGACCCUCAAAAUGUCACAACUGUGCUCCAGUGUGACACCAACGCGGCUAACGUGACAUGGGCUGCCAGCGCAGGAGCAAAUGGGUACACGGCAAUGGCAACAGACGGGCAGCAGCAACGCUUGGCUUCUUGUCACACUAUGGGGACUUCCUGUCAGCUGACCUCUCUGCCAUGUGGGAUGAGACUGAAUGUGACUGUCCAAGCUGAUGGAGCCUCCUGCAAUAGCAGCUCUCAACCUAGAUCUGCAGUGGUAACAGCACCCUGCAUUCCCACCCAUGUCACUGCUGCUCUAAACUGUACCUCCAACAUUGCUUCCAUCACCUGGUACAGUGCACUUGGUGCCACUUGGUACUCGGUAAAGGCGGAAGGCAGCCAAGGGUACAAAGCAUCCUGCAACAACACUAUCACACGCUGUGAUAUCCCAAACCUGCAAUGUGGCCAGCAAUAUUCCAUCACAGUCAUGGGCAGGAAUGGUGACUGCAUGGGCCCGGCUAGCCAGCCUAUCACUCUUGUCUCAGCACCAUGUCCUAAUACUGGCAUUCAAGCUAGACUGGAUUGCCGCACCAACUCAGCACUCAUUUCUUGGACACCGGGCAAUGGUACACUAAGUUCCAAUGCAACACUGCAGUCUUUCCAGGACGCCCAAAAGCACAGCUGCUUCACCAACGGCUCCUCAUGCAACAUCAGCUCACUUCAGUGUGGUCAGCACUACAACAUCAGUGUUUCAGGAUACGGCCAGAACUGUUCAACCUGUUCUAAACCCCUGGUCACUCUAGACACAGCUCCAUGUGUUCCCACUCAAGUCAAUGUGUCAUUAUCCUGUGGGUCUGACACUGCGUCUGUUUCCUGGGCAGCAUCUAGUGGCUUUGUUUCCAACUAUAUAGUAACAGCUGAAGGUGAUAAUGGAAUUACGCAAACAUGCAACUCCAGCAGCACUUCCUGUAACAUCAGCGGCCUAGCGUGUGGUCAGGCGUACAACGUCUCAGUCACAGCUCUGAGCGUCGACUGCACUGGGCAACGUAGCGAAGUGCGUCGUGUCAAUACUGCACCCUGUGCUCCUCAGUCUGUGGUCAGUCAGCUCUUAGACUGCCAAACAGGGGAUGUUCAAGUUAGCUGGCAGUCGAGUAACGGGGCGCAGAUCUACUAUGCUCAAGCUAAAUCUACUGACAAGGUUCUGGGGUGUAACUCCACCUCCACAUCCUGCGUAAUCGCUGCAAUUGGCUGUGGGCAGACGUACAAUAUCACUGUGGCUGCAGAGGGCAACGGCUGUAGCUCCAACAGUGUGACCAGUCAGGUCACGGCAGCCCCAUGCCCUCCACUGAAUAUCCAGUCCAGAAUAAACUGUGGCAACAACACAGCGAGUGUGUCCUGGUCCCGUGGCAAUGGAGCACAGUCCUUUUUGACAACACUUGAAUGCUCUAAUGGACAGACGUAUAUGUGCAGGACCAAUGAAACAGGAUGUGACAUCACUAACAUGAUGUGUGGACAAACUUGCUCGGUUAAAGUAGCGGCAGAGGGACGUUCAUGCAACAGCUCUGUAGGCUCUGGAUCACCUAUCAUAACAGCACCAUGUCCUAAUACUGGCAUUCAAGCUAGACUGGAUUGCCGCACCAACUCAGCACUCAUUUCUUGGACACCGGGCAAUGGUACACUAAGUUCCAAUGCAACACUGCAGUCUUUCCAGGACGCCCAAAAGCACAGCUGCUUCACCAACGGCUCCUCAUGCAACAUCAGCUCACUUCAGUGUGGUCAGCACUACAACAUCAGUGUUACAGGAUACGGCCAGAACUGUUCAACCUGUUCUAAACCCCUGGUCACUCUAGACACAGCUCCAUGUGUUCCCACUCAAGUCAAUGUGUCAUUAUCCUGUGGGUCUGACACUGCGUCUGUUUCCUGGGCAGCAUCUAGUGGCUUUGUUUCCAACUAUAUAGUAACAGCUGAAGGUGAUAAUGGAAUUACGCAAACAUGCAACUCCAGCAGCACUUCCUGUAACAUCAGCGGCCUAGCGUGUGGUCAGGCGUACAACGUCUCAGUCACAGCUCUGAGCGUCGACUGCACUGGGCAACGUAGCGAAGUGCGUCGUGUCAAUACUGCUCCUUGUGUGCCACAAAACGUGUCGGCCAAUGUCACCUGUAGUAGCAACAUAGCAAAGGUAACCUGGGGGAGCAGCCAAGGGGCGGAGCUUUACUCAGUGACAGCCAGCAGUGUCAAUGGCCUCUCAGCUAACUGCACCUCAGCCUCCACCUCCUGUGACCUUUUAACUUUGACCUGUGGAGAGUCUUAUACGAUCACAGUGAAGGCCAAAGGCAGCAACUGUAGCAGUGGGAACAGUGCACCAGUUCAGGUCCAAACAGUGCCAUGUGUACCUGGUCAUGUGCAGGGCAGAGUAAACUGUACGACUGGAGAUGUGUCUGUAUCCUGGGAUCGAAGCGUGGGUGCCGUUUCCUACACUGCAGUUGCUUGGAGUAGCGGUGGCUAUGCUUCAGUGUGUAACAGCACUGGAACAGCAUGUGUCUUCUCAGACCUGCUCUGUGGGAUGAACUAUAGUUUGGCUGUCAGCGCGAGUGACAGGAGCUGCCGCACUGCACCGAGCCAACCAGUUGUGCUGAAUACAGUGUCCUGUAAGCCACAGAAUGCUAGCGCCCUGCUCAACUGCGACACCAACUCUGCUGUUGUAACUUGGGAGCUCACUGAUAACCUCACGCAUCACACGGUCCAGGCUGCUGGUUCUGACGGACAUCGCAUCAACUGCACGAGCUCUGACCACAGUUGCACAUUAUCCGGAAUCCACUGUGGCCAGAGAUAUAACCUAACCGUCACUGCCAUGGAUGGAGUAUGUGACAACAGCAACACAUACUUCACUCUGCAGUCAGCUCCAUGUGCACCUAGCAAUGUUCAGACAUCUUUGCUUUGCGACAUCCACAAUGGUAGUGUUGUGUCUGUGUCGUGGGUAAAAACCAACGGGGCGGAGGCUUUCAUGGCUGUGGCCGUGUCUAAUGAUGGCCAUUCCUACUCUUGUAACACCACCACUGCCUCCUGUAAUCUGCAAGAACUGCAGUGUGGUCAGAAUUAUAAUGUUUCUGUCUACUCAAUGGCCAGUGGCUGCGGGGGCGUGAAGAGUACUAUGUCUCAAGUGCAAACAGCUCCAUGUCCACCUCACAACGUAUCUGCAAAUGUGCAGUGUGAUUCAGGGUCUGUGCUGGUGAGCUGGAGCCCAGCAGUGGAUGCCAGCCAGUUCAGAGUGGAAAUGAAGUCCCAGAGCACUGGUGUGAUUUCCUCCUGUAACAGCACAAACACGCAGUGCUCCAUCGCACAUCUGCCCUGUGGAGAGAGCUUCAACAUCAGUGUGGUGGCACUGAGGGGCAGCUGUCAGAGUCAAGCAAGCAGUGGCUUCAACAUCGCCUCAGCUCCAUGUACCCCACAGGGGGUUAAUGGUACCGUGGACUGUGUCACUAACUCCGCAUGGGUAUCAUGGGAAGUGGAUAUGGGUGCAGAGUCUUACACGGUGCUGGCUGUUGGGGACGACGGUCAAAAUACCACGUGUUCCAGCGCAAACUCCACCUGUAAUGUGCCUGACUUGGGUUGUGGAAAGAGCUACACCUUCCAAGUCACUGCUUCAAACGCUGCCUGCCGGAGCCCACCCAGCAACAGCUUUCAGCUGGAGACAGGCAAGUACAUCUGAGAGCUUCAGCCCUCUCA
Rhinichthys klamathensis goyatoka is the source of this 5953-nucleotide messenger RNA. RefSeq names its product fibronectin type III domain containing 7, related sequence 1 (gene fndc7rs1). Gene Ontology annotation, molecular function: protein binding. NCBI's taxonomy places the organism in Eukaryota, Metazoa, Chordata, Actinopteri, Cypriniformes, Leuciscidae. The coding region runs from base 69 to 5936 and encodes 1955 amino acids. The transcript is spliced from 24 exons. The record is from RefSeq and is a predicted model, not a curated record.